This is a messenger RNA of Phragmites australis (common reed), 442 nucleotides long. Its product is annotated as rapid alkalinization factor-like. The record is from RefSeq and is a predicted model, not a curated record. NCBI's taxonomy places the organism in Eukaryota, Viridiplantae, Streptophyta, Magnoliopsida, Poales, Poaceae. Bases 38 to 442 code for a protein of 134 amino acids. The transcript has a single exon.
GAAACCAAUCACCGGCAGCGCGGGACAGGAACUCGACAUGGCCCGCCCGGGCGUCGCCGUGCUCGCGUUCCUCGUGGCGGCAGCGGCGGUCGCGUGCCUCCCGGCGCCGGCCUCGGCGGGCGCCGCCGACUUGGGCGGGCUGGACGCCCUGGUGGCGCGCACGGGCGGCGGCAAGGCGGCUUGCGCGGGCGCCGUAGGGGAGUGCGGCGUGGACGAGGACGAGGAGCUGGGCCUGGGCGGCGCGAGCGACGCGCUGCGGCGGACGCUGGCGCAGCGGCAGCCGACGAACCGGUACAUCAGCUACGCGGCGCUGCGCGCGAACCAGGUGCCGUGCAACCAGCGCGGGAAGUCCUACUACACCAAUUGCGCGUCUCAGAAGCCCGCCAACCCCUACCGCCGAGGCUGCUCCGCCAUCACGCGCUGCCAACGGAACACGAACUGA